Molecule: messenger RNA, 2476 nt
Organism: Polyodon spathula (Mississippi paddlefish)
Lineage: Eukaryota; Metazoa; Chordata; Actinopteri; Acipenseriformes; Polyodontidae
Gene: klf5l
Product: Kruppel-like factor 5 like
Exons: 4
Coding region: 115-1323 (402 amino acids)
Biological process (GO): regulation of transcription by RNA polymerase II
Molecular function (GO): DNA-binding transcription factor activity, RNA polymerase II-specific; RNA polymerase II cis-regulatory region sequence-specific DNA binding
Source: RefSeq, a predicted model, not a curated record
GAAUUACAAAAGGAGUAUGUUAAAGCCGUGAUACACCUGGAUUUUUAAGGAUUGCUAGCAAACUUACUUGCAUCGAUUUUUUUUUAAUAGACAUAAAAUACAAACAGAAAAGUUAUGGCUAGCAUUGGACUGGCUAUAAAUGUCCCAAACCCAGAGGAAAAUGCUGUUUUUACCCAGUUAAAACCUGUAAGGAUGCCUGGAGGAGAUGGGGGCGAAGACUCCUCAGUGUUUGAGGAAAUCAAACCUAUGACCCGAUUAGAGAUGGAUAAAUACCUUCUACAGAAUGCCCCUCCUGUUCCUGCUGUCAUCCCGGAUAAGAAGUAUCGACGGGAGAGCGCCUCGGUUGUGGAUGAAUACUUCUCCACGGAAAAACAGUCACCCUACAGCGUCAACAUCAAUGUGAUACUUCCACACACCGCCCACCUUCGCACCGGCCUCUACCGACCGACCAAGCCCUUCUCACAGAUCAAAACGGAGCCUGGGACUUACCCCCAGCCUACCUCCUCUCCACCCUCUUCCAUUCAGACACUCCCGGACUUCACAUCAGUCUUCAGCAUGCCACAAACAGUCAACAGCAUGUUUAUCAAGCAGGAGAUUCACUCAGAUGAACUCCAGAUUGGCCCCCAACAGCCUCAGGUCUACCAGCUGCCAAUCAGCAGUAACGAGGUCACAAUGCCCCUGACUACCAGCCAAUCCAGCACUACCAUGCACACGUUAAGUAGCGUCACCAUGACAACUGGCAACAGGGUUAAAUCCUUCCACGUCCCUGUCAGCACCCAUGGUGGCUUUGCAGUACCCGGGCAGUUCUACCAGGCCCAGUCUCUCAGUCUUCCACCCUCCCCUCCUAACUCCCAGCCGGGGAGCCCUGAAAACCAGCCAGAUCUCAUCAACACCAUGUCCCCACCCCCUCCCUACAAGGCCAUGCCUGGCCUGAAACUAGUCCAGGAGCCCUCCCAGCUCCACUCCCAACACAGCAUGGUCACCGGUUUCUCCCAGACACAGGGAACCCUGACUGGGCCACGAUACAACCGCCGGAACAACCCAGAGCUGGAGAAGAGGAGGAUUCAUCACUGCAACUUCCAGGGAUGCAGCAAAGUUUACACCAAGAGUUCUCACUUGAAAGCACAUCAGAGAACACACACAGGUGAAAAGCCUUACAGAUGUAGCUGGGAAGGCUGUGACUGGCGCUUCGCCCGCUCUGAUGAGUUGACCCGGCACUUCCGCAAACACACGGGCGCCAAGCCUUUCAAAUGCAUUGCCUGCGGGCGCUGCUUCUCUCGCUCUGAUCACCUGGCACUGCACAUGAAGAGGCACCAGAACUAGGGUCUUCCAUACCCCCCUGACUGAUGCUUCUCCAUUUAAAAAAAAAAAAAGAAAAAUAUUGUAUAUAUGAAAAAUAAGCUGCCAUGAAACACAAACCCAGUACUAAAAAUGUAUUUACAGGAUGUGCAAGUGUAUGUGUGAGUGUGCAUGUUAGAAAUAGAGAGAUAGAGGUUAAAAGAUGAAAUAUUUUAUGUAUAAGAUAAAGAAACUUGACUUUUAUAGGUUUUCAUGCCUAACUGGAACUUAUAAUUAUUUUUUGUAUUUAUUCCUAUGCUUGGUCUUCAGUUCUCUCCCCACCCUCACCUCCAUCGCGAAUGUAAGCCUUUCAGAAAUACUGUAAUAUAAUUAUAAAGUUUCUUCAUACUGUUACCUAGGCCAAGAUGCCGUCCUUCUAAUUAUGGCGAUAGGAAGACUAAAUAUCUCUUGUACAGUUAAUCUACUGGUUAUUAUAAUUGCCUUUCAUCCAAAUAAGGACUGUUUCUUUUUAUAGUAUGAACUGUUUUUACUGGUUUGUACAAAUUACUGAAAGAGAAAAGAGCAUGACAAAGAUCAAGGGAACAUAAGAAACAUGAUGAACAAGAGCAGGCCAUUCGACCCCUCUGUGUUCUUUUGGUUACCAACAGUUGGUUGAUGUAUAUUUUUGAUUGAAUCUGCCAUAGGUUGUGUUAGACAUUUAACUAUGAGCAAUAACUCCUCAUAGGAGCAAGUAUUACCCUAGCAGUUGUCCCAAAGUUUACAAAGUUUUUCUACUUCUUUUAAUGCAGUGAAGUGGUGAUGUCUUCAAGACCUAUCUUCUGUGGUUUAGUGUGGUGAGACUUGAAUGUAAAGAGUGGUUUCUGUUGAAGAAAUCUUUCAAGGGGGCUUUUUCACAGGAUGGUUUAGAACAAGACAGAGAUAGUUUACAGUGCUUAGUCCAGGUACAUAGUCAUUUAACCUGUGUGGAAAUAUUUUCCAGUAAAAGAGAUUGUCUGGAUUAUGGGUUUAUUUGUUUACUGUAUUAAUGUACUUUGGGAAGUGGCUCCCUGACAAUGUACAAUUACUGUAUAGCACUGUUGGUUUGCUCUCCAAAAAUGACCGUAGACAAAAUGGUAAAAGAAAAAUGACUGUGUUAAACUCAACUGCCAAUGUCUGCCAUAAAGAUCAAGUAAGAUAA